AGUCAUUCAUUCACUAAACGUCUCACUAUUUAUACAAACAUUGCUUAUAAUUGUGUUUACAAUUGAUUUAACACUUAUUUAUUGAUUACUAAACGACAUUACAAUACAAACCAUGUGUUCAAUAAUUCCUGCUGUAUAUCAAACUCCGGUCACAAUACGACCCCCGAUCCCUCAUUACGGGUCCAUUCCUUCGGGUGGAGUCACUCCCGGAUCUCUUAUCAUAAUCAACGGCAGAGUUCCCAAUGGCUGCCGAAGAUUUGACUUCAAUCUUAUGGUCGGAUCCGUAAUCACUCAACAUUUGAUGACUUCGGGAGACAUAGCCUUUCACUUCAACCCGCGAUUCGAUGAGAAUCUAAUCGUACGAAACAGCCGUCAGAACCAGAGGUGGGGACCGGAAGAGCGGGAGCCGCAGACCAACCCCUACGUUGCCGGCCGUUCCUUCGAGACUAUGAUUCUCAUUGAGUCCCACGGCUUCAAAGUGGCGGUCAAUGGACGACACUUUUGCGAAUUCAUUCACCGAAUCGCCCCCUCGUGUGUCGGUAUCUUCACAGUCGAUGGAACCGUUGAAAUCGAUCGCAUUGAGUAUCGACGCGAAGCACAGUAUUCGUCGCCCGCGGCACCGAUGCCAGUGAUGGUGAGCCAGGAGUUGGGCCCGAUAUACAACCCUCCCAUUCCUUACAAACACAAAUGGCCCGAAAGUCUACGUGCGGGACAAAUGGUGUAUAUAUCUGGCCGUCUCAUCAAUAGUCCCGACCGCUUCUCAAUAGACUUCAUGUGCGGACAACACCCGCACAUGAAUGACAUUGCAUUCCAUACCAAUGUUCGGAUGCGGGAGUCGUUGGUUGUCCGCAAUCACUGCCAGAGCGGACACUGGGGUUCGGAGGAGCGGUCAAUGCCUAGCUUUCCCUUCUAUACGGGCACUAACUUUGACUUAAUAGUCAGAGUGGAAGCCAACAGAUAUAUGGUUGCCAUCAAUGGACAACAUUUCGUAGAGUUUAGGCACAGAAUUCCUCUACAUUUCGUCAAUGGCUUAACAAUCGCCGGCGAUGUCGUCAUCGCAUCCAUACGUUUCGCACAGACGUAAGCGCACAGACAGUGAAUACGAGACCACAAAAGCCAAGUUUCAAUUUAAAAUGCAUUAUUUUAAUGAAGAUUUAUUUAAUUAUCUCUAAACAAAUAUAACAAAAAAGAAGUGUAUUUUGUUUUUAUACGAAAUCCGUACGAGAAUUGUGUUUAAAAUACAAUAUAAAUACAAAAAAAGAAAUUAUAUUUUUCUGUAUGAAUUGAAAGAUAAAUUAUUGUAAUAAUUAAAUAUAAAUUAAAUA
Medioppia subpectinata is the source of this 1325-nucleotide messenger RNA. Lineage: Eukaryota; Metazoa; Arthropoda; Arachnida; Sarcoptiformes; Oppiidae. The record is from the annotation of a GenBank genome assembly.